AUGGCCGUAUCAGGACGUAAACAAAGUGAUCUACAAGGAUCAGUAGCGGCAGGAUCAGCAGAAGAUUUUGAUCACUGCUGUGAGCCAUGUCUUACCACAGGUCAACGUAUAGAAGCUCACGGGUUUUGUGUCACUUGUCAAGAAUACCUCUGUAAAACUUGCCACGAUGUCCACAGAAAAACGAAAGUCUUACGAAAUCAUCAAUUACUGCAGCGUUAUGAUUUUGAUACGAUUCAAACAACAAGGAAAUCAAACAAUGAAUGCACUGAAAUGUGCCAAGUUCACAAAAAAGAAAUAAUCAAAUUUUAUUGUCCAUCACACCAUGCAUUCGGAUGCACUGAUUGCAUAACUUCAGGCCAUAGAACAUGUAAAGUUGAUUACAUACCUGAAAAGUGCGUAGGUGUCGCAGAUGGGAAGGAGUUCGAUGACGUCAAGCAGAAACUCGGCGAAAAAUUAAACGAAGCAUCAGAAAUUUCGAAGAAGGCUAAACGUAGUAGAGGCAACAUAAAUGAUUACAAUAAAGAAAUCAUCAAGGCGAUCACUGAAUUCCGAAAAGAAAUAAACGUCCGUCUAGAUCUGAUGCAAAAAGAUGCUUUAAAAAAUGCUGAUGAUAUAAAAUCCAACAACAACAAAAUUAUCCAAGUUGUCCUUGAUAGAUGUGAAAAUAUGAUUUCCGGUAUAAAAUGCUUACAAUCAAGUCUACAUGCAAGCAAAUCAAAUCAUCAUGACGGUCAACUCUACAUUGACAUAAAGCGGGCAGAAUCUACUCUGAAAUCAGAUGAAUUAAAUGAUGCACAAGUAACAUUAAUGGAUACCAAUAUGCACUACUCUUUUCAACGAAAUUCUGACCUGGAAACAUUGUUGUCUAAAACAAUGGUCUUUGGUGAGAUUGUCAAUCAGUCUCGUCAUGAAUCUACAAAAGUGACAAAGGCUGAUCGUCUGAUUGGUAUACUGGAUGUCAAUGUUAAAACUUCUUCAAAUGAGGCAAAUUGUGAAAUUACAGGAUGUGCUGUUAUCAACACAAAUAAGCUGGUUCUAGCUGAUAGAAUAAACAAGAAGAUAAAAUUAAUAUCUAUAGAUAACAGACUUGUACAAGAAGAGAUAUCUCUAGACUCAGGGCCAUGGGAUAUUGCUGUAAUGUCUCAGGAUCAGUUCGCUGUAACAAUGCCGUUUAUCAAAGAAAUAUUUGUCAUGACAACACACGAUAAGCUAUCACAUGUCCGCCGUAUAAAAUUGGAUAGGCAUUGCUAUGGUAUAGACUUUAAUCAUGAUUGUCUUUAUGUUGCUUGUUUGCCUCCUCCUAGUGUGAUUGUACUGAAUACACAAGGUGAUAUCCUGAAUAACAUCAUUCUGAGCUUUCUUUCACCUCGCUAUACCCCGUAUAUUGCCGUGAGAAAGGAUUCCGAAAUUCUGUAUAUCAGUGACAAUUGUAACGACAAUAUAACGAGUGUAUCAUUACAAGGAAAAGUUACAGCUACAUAUAAGCAUACAGAUCUUAGCAGACCACGUGGAAUGUUGGUGUUAGAUGACGGGUCAUUACUUGUCUGCUGUUAUAAAAAUGGAACAAUUCAUAAAGUCAAAGGAGACUUGAAGCAUGGGAAGAUAAUGUAUAAAGGUGAAGAUGGAGACCUUCUUCAAUCAAUAUGCCACAGUUCACGCUAUGCUAAGAUCUAUGUUGGUUGCGUUGGAGACCAGUUGAAAGUUUUUAACACACAAUGA
Messenger RNA from Ruditapes philippinarum (Manila clam), 1719 nucleotides. RefSeq lists its product as uncharacterized. The record is from RefSeq and is a predicted model, not a curated record. NCBI's taxonomy places the organism in Eukaryota, Metazoa, Mollusca, Bivalvia, Venerida, Veneridae. Gene Ontology annotation, biological process: positive regulation of DNA-templated transcription. The transcript has a single exon. Bases 1 to 1719 code for a protein of 572 amino acids. Gene Ontology annotation, cellular component: nucleoplasm; chromatin. Gene Ontology annotation, molecular function: zinc ion binding; ubiquitin-protein transferase activity.